Molecule: messenger RNA, 1401 nt
Organism: Ananas comosus (pineapple)
Lineage: Eukaryota; Viridiplantae; Streptophyta; Magnoliopsida; Poales; Bromeliaceae
Product: N-acylphosphatidylethanolamine synthase
Biological process (GO): phospholipid metabolic process
Source: RefSeq, a predicted model, not a curated record
GCGGCGGUGUUCCUGGCGGCGGGGUGCUUCGCGAAGGCCGUGGCCGCCCUCCUCAACUCCACCACCGUCCACAACGCCGACACCCUUCUCCGCCUCGUCGCCUCCCGCCCCCCGACCCGCCCCCUCCUCACCGUCAGCAACCACAUGUCCACGCUCGACGAUCCGCUCUUGUGGGGCUUCAAGGGCUUCCCCUCCGCCGACGCCGCGCUCGGCAGGUGGGUCCUCGCCGCCGAGGACAUCUGCUUCACCAACAUCUUCUAUUCCUACCUCUUUCGACUGGGAAAAUGCAUACCGAUAACGAGAGGUGCUGGAAUAUAUCAAGAACAUAUGAAUGAAGCUCUUGAAGUGCUGAGUGCCGGAGGCUGGCUGCAUACUUUUCCGGAAGGGAAAGUGUCCCAAGAGAUUGCGCCUAUUAGACGUUUGAAAUGGGGUACUGCCAGCCUUAUUGUCCGUGCACCUGUGACACCUAUAGUUUUACCGAUUGUUCACAGUGGUUUUGAGAAGGUGAUGCCUGAGAAGUCAUUCUUUGGUAGAAGACCUCCGCUGCCUCUUUGCGGCAAGAACAUCCAGAUUAUUGUUGGUGAACCAAUGGAUUUCGAUCUCCAAGGCUUGAGACGAACCGCUGUAACAAUGUCACAGGAAUCGUCAACUUUUCGCAGUUAUGGGUGGCCGUCCCUUCCCCCCGACGGAUUAAAUGAGGCCGCACAAAGAUGGCUUUACAUUAACAUUUCAGAUCGGAUUCGAACUGUUAUGGAGAGAUUGCGAAGCUUCGGUUCCUCCCUAAAGAAAGUUGAGCUUUGGGCAGUUAUGACAACACGCAAACAAGAUGCUUCUUGCCAUGUUGAGAUGCGUGGCGAGGGUGGAGUACAUGAAUUGCUAAAAUUUGUAGAUAUAUGCCUAAAAGCCUGUUCUAUACAAGGAACUUAAAGUGUUUAGAUGGAUAGGUUUGUAAGGUAUCUGAAGAUUGCAUGUCGAGGUGAGAUUCCUGAUUUGACAUUACUGUAAGUAAUGGGGCCCGUGAUCCUAAAGAAUAGGUUCAUCAGAUUGCUGAUUGCAAUUAGAAGGUGGGAGAAACAACAAAGCAGACUGAUUACAACGAAAGGAAGGCUUCUAGGGCGGAGCGAUUACGUUUGUAUAGAGUCGUUGAUUCCUUAUCUCCUGAUCUUGCUGGACCCUUCAAAUAUGAAUUUUUUUUUUUCUUUUUUCAAAGAAGUCAUGAUUCCAACGAUGUAAAUGCGUGAUUGCGUCAUUGCGUGCAGAAUGGAUGAGAAAUCGAGUCCCCUCCCGUGUGCCCACCGCCACCGUACCAGGCCACCACUGGGAGGGUUCGGUCAUUUUCCACAUUAACGAGUCAGAACCAAUUUUCAGGUGAAUUAAUUCUUUUCUUUUUCUAUUUUCGUC